AUGCCACCAGGAUUUGACUUUGUUGUCCGCCAGGUGGCCAACCUCAACGUUUUUGAUUGCAUUGUGGUUUCGUUUCUGGUCGGCUUGACAUGGUUGGUAGAGCGAGCUAUUUUUAACAUCUAUUUUCACCCUUUGGCUGCCUUCCCAGGUCCACCAAUUGCUGCUGUCACUGGCCUCUACAAAGCUUACAUCGACGUUGCCGCCCGAAGUUCAUUUGUGCAUACUUUGGAAAAGCUUCACAGUCAAUACGGCGAUGUGGUGAGGGUGGGCCCAAACGAGCUACAUUUCUCGCGACCAGAGACGUAUCAUGAGAUCUACAAUGCGAACAAUCGUUGGGACAAAGAACGGUCGCUGUACCACAGCUUCGGGGAAGACCGGUCAUCCUUCGGGUUCCUCGAGUACAAAGAUGCUAAGAGCAGGAAGGACGUUCUCUCUCGUGUCUUCUCAAAGAAAGCAAUUCAAGAGGCGGAGGGACUUAUUGAAGAGAAGGCAAGCCAGGUGAUUGGCCUCUGCGAGUCAUUUUCCCGACACGCUGAUCGACCUGUUGACUUAUUUUAUGCAUUUCGGUGCAUGUCGAUAGAUGUCAUCACCUAUUUGUGCUUUGGAAACUCGGUGGACGCCAUAAAUGCUCCUGAUCACAAGGCCCCCAUCAUCGUCGCCAUGGAUGCGUCCUUACCAGUUUUUGUUGCCUUCAAGCAUUCGUCCUUGUACAAAAAUAUGAUCAUUCACUGUCCCCCAACCAUAUCCAAAUUCGUCAGUCCCGCCACUUCCGGUCUAGUUGAUCUUCAGCAGGUCCUCAAGCAGCAGAUCAAAGAGGUGACGAGCAACCCCGAGAACCUAAAGAAGCUCCCACACUCCACCACGAUAUACCAUGAACUUCUCAGGCCCGAAUUGUACCGUGAUCAUUCGGUUCCCGAUCCUGGGAGUUUGUACGAGGAGUCGCAAGCCCUGAUGUUCGGAGGAGCGGACACUACGGGUACUACACUAAUGCACGGAAGUUUCUAUAUCUUGACGAACCCGGAGGUUUACAAGAAGCUCAGGACGGAGCUCCAGGGAACGUGGCCAAUCCUGGAACAACCACCCUCUUUGGUGACACUUCAAAAGCUGCCUUAUCUUACCGGUGUGAUCAAAGAAGCUCUGAGAAUGAGUCCAGGGGUUGCAUCUCCACUUCCCCGAGUGGUGCCGGCGCCUGGUGUGACGUUGGCUGACAAGUUUAUACCGGGGGGUACGAUCGUGGAAAUGAGCAGCCAUUUUGUCCAUCGGAAUCCCACUCUUUUCGACGAUGCCGACCAGUUCAAACCAGAGCGUUGGCUUGAUAUGGAUGGCAAGCAACUUGAAAGAUGGCUCGUCAGCUUUUCUCGUGGUGCUCGCAGCUGUCUAGGGUUAAACCUGGCCUGGGCAGAGUUAUACUUGACUUUUGCACACCUCUUCCGAAAGUUUCAUGUCGAAAUCGACCCGUCAAGCCCGAAAGAACUGAAAUGGCGCGAUUGUUUCUUGCCGGAGUAUAUCGGCCCCCACUUGAGAGCGAAAGUGUCUCCCGUCGCAGCUUGA
This is a messenger RNA of Rhinocladiella mackenziei CBS 650.93, 1551 nucleotides long. RefSeq lists its product as uncharacterized. NCBI's taxonomy places the organism in Eukaryota, Fungi, Ascomycota, Eurotiomycetes, Chaetothyriales, Herpotrichiellaceae. The record is from RefSeq and is a predicted model, not a curated record. Bases 1 to 1551 code for a protein of 516 amino acids. Gene Ontology annotation, molecular function: monooxygenase activity; iron ion binding; heme binding. The transcript has 10 exons.